UUCCGUUGGUUUGAACAAGAAAAAAAUUAACACUAAAUUUAGGCAAAACACCCUUUUAACACCAUAAACUACACUUAGACAAGCAACAAACUUCACUUUAGUGCUUUAUUUUCCUUUCCUUUUUUUCAAUUUCAUUCAUUUCCUCCUCCAACAAAACCAAGGAAGGAAAGAACACGACGGAGGGAGAGUGACUAACAUAUAAUAGAUCAGUAGAUCACGAACACUCUCCCGCGGUGGGUCCCAAUGGACUCAACCUCCCAAGAACUCCCGAGACCACCGGUUCACGGCAAGUACGAUUUUCGUUCAAACCGUCCUAGACAACGAAAGAGCGAAAUAAUAAAAUAUUCCAUCAUUGCCAUUAUCAUUAUCAUCAUACUUUCCUUAGGUGUCACCUUUGCAGUUUUAUUUGUGUCGUUCAAAAAGGCUAAAGUGCCGAAUUUCCAAGUGAAAAGCGUCAGAGUCUCAAGAUUUAGCGUCGCUAAUGUUUUGACGGAUCAGCAGAAAGUGUUAUCUGCCGACGUGGAUUUUUUCCUUGAUUCAGAUAAUAAAAACCGUUUGGUUGGUGUUUAUUUUGGGAAUAUGGUAAUGGAAACGGGUUGGGCGGGUGUUGAGACGACGUUCGGGGAAACCAACGUCCGUGAUUACGUCCAAAAGUCGAAGGGUGUAACGACGUUGAAGGUGAGUACACGAAGCGAGGUUGAAGUUAAAAUGGACGUUAAACAAGAGGAUAUGAAGCUUAAUUUGUCCAUUAAUGGAGAUCUUAAGUUCUUUUCUGGUCCAUUUAAGACCAAACGGUUACCUUUCAUCGUCUCAUGCAAUAAUAUAUCCGGUGUAUCUGUUCAUGCUGCCUGUGGUUUUAAAUUAUUUACCAAUGGUAAAACUCCAGAUGGGAAGCCUAAGGCACAAACACCGUCACAAACACCGUCACAAACACCAGAACCAAGGCCAAUUGACGGCGGCCCAACUGCAGACGAGUCUCCACCAUCGCCUCCGGUGGAAUCGUUUCCACCGGUUAAACUAACCAUCCAAGACAAGUUUGUUAUUAUGGACAAUGGAAUUUUACAAACCACAAUAGCCAAACCUGCUGGAUUUGUUACUGGCAUCAAAUACAACGGAAUUGAUAACAUUCUUGAUACAUUAAAUCCUGAAGAUGAUAGAGGGUAUUGGGACGUUGUUUGGGCCCCACCUGGUACACCAGGAACCAGAGGGAACUUUCAGAGGAUAGUUGGUACAGAAUUUCGAGUAAUUAUCGAUAGAGAAGAUCAAAUAGAAUUGUCGUUUAAGGUAGCAUAUGAUCCUGCUACGGGUGGUAAAACGGUUGCUCCAAUGGAAGUAGAUCAAAGGUAUGUGAUGCUCCGCGGAGUAUCAGGGAUUUACGCUUACGGUAUCUUUGAGAGGGAAGCUUGGCCUGCUUUCGGUAUGCCUAAUGCUAGGCUUGCUUUCAAACUUCAAAGAAACCAGUUUAAGUACAUGGCGAUAGCAGAUAAUAGGCAAAGAGAAAUGCCUGUACCCGAGGAUCGUAUCAAGUCUAGAGUUGAAGAACUUAUUUAUCCAGAGGCUGUAAUAAUGACGAAUCCUAUCGAGCCACAAUUUAAAGGAGAGGUGGAUGACAAGUACCAGUAUUCAGAGGAAAGCCAAGACAUUCGGGUACAUGGGUGGAUCUGUAAAGACCCGCCCACUGGAUUCUGGCAAAUCACCCCCAGUUAUGAAUUCCGUUCGGGUGGGCCCAAUAAGCAAUUCCUCACCUCUCAUGUCGGCCCAUCAACCCUUGCUAUGUUUGUAAGUGCACACUACUCAGGAGAGGAUCUAAUCCCAAGAUUUGCAGAAGGAGAGCCAUGGAACCAUAUAUAUGGUCCUAUGUUUAUGUAUAUGAACAAUAUGACCAAGGGACAAGAUCUUCCUUUGCUUUGGGAUGAUGCUAAAGAAAGGAUGAUGUCUGAAGUAAAGAAAUGGCCAUACAGUUUCCCAGCUUCAAAAGAUUUCGCCAAAGCGAAUGAACGAGUUAACGUUACUGGAACAUUUUUUGUGCACGACAAAUACAAAAGUAAAGUAAAGGGCCCAGCAAGAAAUGCAUUUAUUGGGCUAGGCCCACCGGGAGAGGCAGGAUCUUGGCAAAGGGAUAGCAAGACUUACCAAUUCUGGACACGAACAGAUGAGCAUGGGAAUUUCACAAUUUCGUUUGUACGAGUUGGAAACUACGAUCUUCAUGGUUGGGUCGAUGGCUUUAUUGGAGACUUCAAACACACUACACCUAUCGACAUAACAAUAGGACAAAAUGUAGAUGUGGGUGAGAUUGUGUUUGAGCCACCAAGGGACGGACCGACCUUAUGGGAAAUAGGUGUUCCUGAUCGUUUGGCCCAAGAAUUCUUCAUUCCGGAUCCUAACCCGAAAUACGUCAAUAAACUUUACGUUAAUCACCCCGACAGAUUUAGGCAAUACGGUUUGUGGGAAAGAUAUGCUGAAUUAUAUCCGAAGGAUGACUUAGUCUAUGAUGUUAAUACAAGUGAUUACUCAAAAGAUUGGUUCUUUGCUCAAGUCACAAGGCCAUUAGACGGAGGGUAUAACGGAACCACAUGGUCAGUAAAAUUCAAUUUGGAUGACGUGGCACCCGAUGCAACCUAUAAACUCAGGGUGGCUAUAGCCUCUGCCAGCAAUUCCGAGAUGGAGAUACGGUUCAAUAAGCAGAAACCGACCCCUCCGAUCUUUACAACGGGGCAAUUAGGGAACGAUAACUCGAUUGCAAGGCAUGGUAUUCAUGGACUUUAUUGGCUUUACUCCAUAGAUGUCAAAGGAAUUGAACUCAACAAAGGAAGCAAUACACUAUUUUUGACUCAAACAAAGGGAUCUACCGCUCUCCAAGGGAUUAUGUAUGAUUAUCUUCGGCUUGAAGGCCCACCCAAAAAUACAAACUAACAAUUCAUGGGGUCUGGAUCCUCUGGAGUUGAAGAAAAACUCUACAAAAUAGAGUUGAGAAGAUCUUGGUCCUUUAUUAUAAUUAGCGGUUGAGAUUUAUCCCACUGACUCAAAAAAUAAAAAAUAAUAAAGAAACAAAUUUACAGAAUAUUGUGCGUGUAGUUCUCCUAAAUUAUAGGGGAAGUUCUUUGUUUUUAAUGUUUCCCACCAAAAUCUUCAUCAUUAAUAAAUGUUUCCUACCAA
Molecule: messenger RNA, 3156 nt
Organism: Spinacia oleracea (spinach)
Lineage: Eukaryota; Viridiplantae; Streptophyta; Magnoliopsida; Caryophyllales; Amaranthaceae
Product: rhamnogalacturonate lyase B-like
Exons: 16
Coding region: 244-2913 (889 amino acids)
Molecular function (GO): carbohydrate binding
Source: RefSeq, a predicted model, not a curated record